This is a messenger RNA of Eupeodes corollae, 1771 nucleotides long. RefSeq names its product fibrous sheath CABYR-binding protein-like. The transcript has 2 exons. The record is from RefSeq and is a predicted model, not a curated record. NCBI's taxonomy places the organism in Eukaryota, Metazoa, Arthropoda, Insecta, Diptera, Syrphidae. Gene Ontology annotation, molecular function: calcium ion binding. The coding region runs from base 157 to 1689 and encodes 510 amino acids. Gene Ontology annotation, biological process: negative regulation of protein sumoylation.
GUGCGGGUGGGGGAUUAAUUGGCGAUUAAGUGUAGAUAUUAUGCGUGCUAAAUGGAUAAACGGUUAUAAUAAUUUUGCGAUAUAAAUACCAGUAAUUUGAGUAAACAAAUCAUUCUCAACUGGGGCUUGCUUGUGGGUUAUAGUUGAAUUUGCAAAAUGAGGACAUUCGUGUUGGUUUGUUUGUUUGCGGUAGCAGCCACUGCUGCGGUCUUGCCUGAAGCAAGUUAUAUACCACCAGAGGAGAAACUUUCCAGUGAAUACCUUCCACCAUCAGAUGAAGUAGCAGAAGUUAAGGAAGCAUCGGCAGAUUUGACAGAUGAUGGAUAUCGUUACAAGACAGUGAGGAAAUUAAAAUACCGCCAGCGAAGGGAUGUAUCCGAGCUUCCAGCUGAGUAUUUGCCUCCGUCAUCACAAGAACUGUCAAGUGAAUACAUUUCUCCAGCUGAAGUAAAGGAAGCUGAAGCCCAAGAAGCUAUUGCCCCUGAAGAUUCUGCCGUGCUUGGUGAUGAUGGAUACCGUUACAAGACCAUCCGUAAAUUGAAAUACCGUCAACGUCGUGAUGUAUCAGAAAUUAUUGCUCCCGAAUACCUACCACCAGCUGAAGAAGCAGUUGCUGCCGAAUAUAUUCAACCAGCAGAAGUCAAAGAAGCUGUAGAAAUCACUGAGGUUCCAGAAGAAUCAGCUGCUCUAGCUGAAGAUGGAUACCGUUACAAGACCAUCCGUAAACUGAAAUACCGUCAACGUCGUGAUGUAUCAGAGAUUAUCGCUCCUGAAUACCUGCCGCCAGUUGAAGAAGCAGUUGCUGCCGAAUACAUUCCACCAGCAGAGGUCAAAGAAGCUGUAGAAGCCACUGAGGUUCCAGAAGAAUCAGCUGCUCUAGCUGAAGAUGGAUAUCGUUACAAGACCAUCCGUAAACUGAAAUACCGUCAACGUCGUGACGUAUCAGAAAUUAACGCUCCGGAAUACCUGCCACCAGCUGAAGAAGCGGUUGCUGCCGAAUACAUUCCACCAGCAGAAGUCAAAGAAGCUGUGGAAGUCACUGAGGUUCCAGAAGAAUCAGCUGCUCUAGCUGAAGAUGGAUAUCGUUACAAGACCAUCCGUAAACUGAAAUAUCGUCAACGUCGUGAUGUAUCAGAGAUUAUCGCUCCUGAAUACCUGCCACCAGUUGAAGAAGCAGUUGCUGCCGAAUACAUUCCACCAGCAGAGGUCAAAGAAGCUGUAGAAGCCACUGAAAUUCCAGAAGAAUCAUCCGCUUUAGCUGAAGAUGGAUACCGUUACAAGACCAUCCGUAAACUGAAAUACCGUCAACGUCGUGACGUGUCGGAAAUUGUUUCACCCCAAUACCUUCCACCGUCUGAAGAAGCUCCUUCAUCCAAUUAUAUUCCACCAGCAGAGGUCAAAGAAGCUGUAGAAGCCACUGAAGCUCCCGAAGAAUCAGCAAUUCUUGCUGACGAUGGAUAUCGCUACAAAACAAUUCGCAAGCUUAAAUACCGUCAUCGCCGUGAUGUCUCAGAGAUUAUCGCUCCCGAAUACCUGCCACCAGUUGAGAAAUCUGCCUCAGAGUACUUACCACCAACAUCAGUUGAAGAAGUAGCUGAGGUAACGGAAAUCCCUGCAGAAAAAUCCGCAAUUCUAGCUGACGAUGGUUAUCGUUACAAGACAGUUAAAAGAAUCAGAUACAGGCAUUAAAUUGUUUUUACAUUACAAAUUAUUAUCUCAUUUUGACUAUUUAAACCCAUGCAAGAAAUAAAAAUUAUUUAAGAUCACUGAA